Messenger RNA from Amphimedon queenslandica, 1958 nucleotides. Its product is annotated as X-ray repair cross-complementing protein 6-like. The record is from RefSeq and is a predicted model, not a curated record. Bases 66 to 1895 code for a protein of 609 amino acids. Gene Ontology annotation, molecular function: telomeric repeat DNA binding; DNA helicase activity; damaged DNA binding. The transcript is spliced from 20 exons. Gene Ontology annotation, cellular component: nucleus; Ku70:Ku80 complex. Gene Ontology annotation, biological process: telomere maintenance; double-strand break repair via nonhomologous end joining. Lineage: Eukaryota; Metazoa; Porifera; Demospongiae; Haplosclerida; Niphatidae.
GCUUUUAGUUUGGCGCCAAUUGGCGGGUAACUUAAAUUUUGUAGAGGGGACGAGAUAAUUAGAGAAUGUCAGACUGGAGCGGUGCCUGGGGUGGGGGAGACUGGAGAGACGAGGAAGAAGACGAAGAUGAGCAGCAGGCUGGGCCAGGUUACAGUGCAACCAAAGAUUGUCUCAUUUUGUUGAUUGAUGUGAGUCUUGGAAUGUUUGUAAAAGACGAAGAGACUAAGGGCAUCCCAUUUGAAUUAUGCAUAAAAUGUGCUCGUAGUGUUUUACUCAAUAAAGUCAUCAGCAGUGAGAAGGAUUUAGUGGGUGUGGUUUUCUUCGGAACUAAUAAAGAGAAUAAUCCCAGUGACUUUAAACAUGUCUAUAUCCUUCAGGAUCUUGACAUGCCUGAUGCUCCUCGUAUUAAGGAACUGGAAACCAUGUUGGAAGAUGAAGGAUUUCAGACUUUUGAAAAAGAUUAUGGACACUCGAAUGACUUUUCAUUAAGUGAUGUAUUCUGGACUUGCUCUACAAUGCUAUCUACUAGUGGUGCAAAAUCCAGUCAUAGGAGGAUCCUACUAUUCACUAAUAAUGACCAUCCACAUCAAAGCAACCCUGCACUACAACGUCAAGCAAAGACUAAAGCUAAAGAUUUAGCAGAGAAUGGUAUUGAAGUUGAGCUAAUGCACAUUGGAAGUGGAUUCAAUGUCACUUCCUUUUAUCAGGAGAUUGUCUUCUCUGAUGAUGGAGAUGGGACAUCUUUUCCAGAUCCUUCUGAGAAGUUUGAAGAACUUCUUACUCGUGUUAGAUCAAAGGAGCUAAAGAAGAGAGCAUUGCAAAGGAUUACAUUCUCCCUGGGUCCUGACCUUGAGCUUGGAGUAGGAGUAUAUUGUAUGGUCCGUGAGACAAAGAAACCUUCAUUCAUACGACUGGAUAAGAGGACUAAUGAAGAACUCAAGACACAAACCAAGAAACUCUGCGAGGAUACUGGAAGCAUCCUUCUUCCUACUGACAUAAAAUACUAUCAGGUGCUUGGGGCUGGAGGAGAAAAGGUCAUAUUUGAGGAAGAGGAAAUUAAAGAACUAAAGAACUUUGGAAAACCUGGUUUCACACUAAUGGGAUUCAGACCAAAAUCAAAGAUGAAAAUGCAUCAUUACAUCAAGCCAGCAAAUUUUAUUUAUCCAGAUGAAACAACGGUUAGUGGUAGCACUAAACUUUUCUCUGUGCUACUCAGAAGAUGCAUUUCAAGAGAAGUUGUUGCCGUUUGCAAGUAUAUUCCUCGUAACAACUCUCCUCCAAUUUUCGUAGCACUAGUACCUCAAGAGGAAGAACUUGAUGACAGCAACAUCCAGAUCUCUCCUCCUGGAUUUCAUGUCAUUUUCUUACCAUUUUCAGAGGACAUACGUAGCUUAGACCUACCUGAUGAAAUGCCAAAAGCUUCUCAUGAGCAGAUUGAUAAAGCAAAGGAGAUUAUCAAGAAGCUUUCUUUUAAUUUUCAAAGUGAAUCUUUUGAAAAUCCAGUUAUUCAAAAACAUUAUCGUGUUUUGGAGGCGCUAGCCCUUGAGCAUGAAGAAGAAGAAGAAAUAACAGACCUCACUGUACCAGAUGCUGCUCAGAUUAACAAGAGAGCAGGGAAGGCGAUUGAUGAAUUUAUGAAAGCUGUGUUUCCUGAUGGUUUUGAUCCAGAGGCAAAAAUCACUAAGAGAAAAGCAUCAACCAGUACAGCUGCUGCUGGUGCUGCUAAAAAGGCAAAAACAGAUGAACCAGUUGAUGUUGAGAGCAUUGCUAAAAAUGGAACUUUGGGAAAAUUGACAAAUCCAGUUCUAAAGGAGUACCUUAAGUCAGUAGGCAAGAAGGCUGCUGGGAGGAAACAAGAUCUGAUUGAUGCUAUUAAUGAACACCUUGGACUUUGAAUACAGAGUGGUAUGCAAUAGAUUUACUUGUGUUAUUGUUUUACAAUUAAAAAUUACAUUUAA